CACUGCUGGACAUCGCCAAAACCCCAGCCAGCCGGCCAACCGUCCCCAGGAAGCAAAUCAAAUGGAGAUCGAAAUAGAGCCCGACUCCCCUGCUCCCAUGCCGCCCUCCGGCGACAUCGCGGUCGCCGACGGGACCGCGACUCUCUCUCCGCCACCGUCGCGGCCACAGGGCCCCGCGUCGCCGUCACCGUCCCUCUCUCCUCGGGAUGACGUGCCCCCCCUCUCCCCUCCCCGCAACAGCCCCACCCGGCGCCGCCGCUCUAAGCCUCUUCGCGCCGCGGUCGUCGACCAAGGCGCGGGUGCCGUCGGGUCUCCGCGAAGGAAGCGCCGCGGGGCGGGGGAGCCGCGCGCGGCCGCGUCGCCCGGGAAGAACGUGAGGCGGGCGCGGCGGCGGCUGGACAACGAUGGCGGGAGGGAGUUGACGGCGAACGAGGCCGCCGAUGAGGAAGCGGCGGGUAAGACCCAGAGAAGAAAGACCGCAGCGCAGCCUCUGGCAGCCGUGAAGGAGAAGAAGGGUUCCAGCUUGGCUUUGGUGCCUUACCCUCCCAUCAAUCCAACCCGAGGUGCAGAGAAUGUAGAACAGUUUGAUUGGGAAGGUCUUUGGGAAAGGGUUGUUGACUUGGUGAUGUGGAAGAAUGUUGGGAGAUCAGCAUUUUGGUUCGGCUCUGGGUCCAUGCUUUUCGUCUCUUCUUCCUUUUCAAGAGACGUCAAUUUCAGUCCAAUCAAGAUACUUUGCCAUUUUGGUGUUGUGACGUUGGUCUUAGCUUUCUUCAAAGAUUCCAUUCCUCAGAGGCAGAACACUGAACAAGUAAGGAGUUUCCAGUUGACUGAGGAAGAUGUGCUCCGGGUUGGCCGAGCUGUCCUGCCAAUUGCUAACUCUCUCAUAUCUAUGUCCCGAGUGAUCUUCUCUGGUGAUCCAUCCAUGACUCUGAAAGUGUUUCCUGUUCUUCUAUUUGGUGCUAAGUAUGGCCAUCUGUUCACAGUAUGGAGGCUUCUAGCAACAGGAUUCUUUGGUUGUUUUACACUCCCAAGACUCUAUAGCUGCUAUUCAAGUCAUAUUCAUGAAAAAGUUGAAGGUUUGAAUGCCCGGAUUCUGAAUGCAUGGAAGUCCUGUCCCCGCAAGAAACUUGUUGCAGCUGCUGCAGUGACGACUUUCUGGAACUUGGUUAGUGUGAAGACACGUGUAAUGGCUGCCUUCGUUUCCGCGGUAGCGCUGCGCUACCACUAUCAGUAUGGACGAAGUAGCAGGAAUUCAGAGGGGGUAAUGCGGCGACAGCAGCAGCAAGAAGCAAUGGUUCUCGAAGACUGACAAGCUGUCUCAUGAGCACGGCAGGUGCCGACAUAUGUGAGCAAUUCUGUGGUUUCAAAGCGAAAGCAAAAAAUAAAAAUGCUGCAAAAUUGCAUCCUCAUAUCUCGGUGGCAGGCGCAAUGGCUGUGAUGUAUUGGUAUUGGUACAUCUUGUUGCCAAUAUGGUACUGUUGGGGAAUAUUUCCAAUCAAGCAUGAGAUGAUCUGGUUGCACGCGUGACUGCUUGACACCCAUAUCUGUUGAGGGGUCCUAUACGUUGAUGCUGUGUUCAUUUCAAGCUCGAUGUGCCUGUGAUGUGUUUUGCUGGUGUGUAAAGCGCCAACUCUUUUUGUGCUUUGAGAAUCUCGUCUGAACGACGGGGUGAAUAUGCCCUGUCUAAAUGGGCCAGGUGAGACAUCUGUGAGAAACGCCUUCAUUUGCAGGAAACUUUCAUGGCCCGUCA
This is a messenger RNA of Triticum dicoccoides, 1750 nucleotides long. RefSeq names its product reticulon-like protein B17. NCBI's taxonomy places the organism in Eukaryota, Viridiplantae, Streptophyta, Magnoliopsida, Poales, Poaceae. Bases 62 to 1309 code for a protein of 415 amino acids. The transcript has 8 exons. The record is from RefSeq and is a predicted model, not a curated record.